AUGGAGGAUUCCAACCCCAACAUGACCCCGCGCGAGCUCUGGCAGCGUGCGGUCUCGAAGGUUGCCGCGCAGCGCAUCGUCGACGACGGAACCCAGGACGGCGCCGCCUUCGCUCGCGUGGUGAAGCAACGAACCUUCAUCAGGAUGGUGAAUUCGGAGAGCGCGUUCAAGGCCGCGUUUGGGGCCAGGAGUCUGAGAAACAGUCUCUCGCUGUCGUCGAAGAAGCUCGUCGCGAAGGAGGCUGGGGAUGAUAACUUCGAGGGUAUCGGUGCGUCAUCAUCCUCGGUCGUUCGCCCGAGCGCGGGUGCCCAAUUCGUCCCGGAAGCGGAAGAUUCGCGUGCAGACUCGCAUGCGGAGGGAAACUUGGAGAAGGCUGAGCGCGUUGCCAGGUACGUCCGCGUGGAGGCGUCCGAGGAGGAAGGAUGCUUGAGGGUGGCGUCCGCGUACAGUCGCCGAUUCUACCUCAGUCCGAACUCCAAGUUCAACUACUCUCAGUUCUUUCGCUCGUUCUUGUACGAGGCCCUCUCGUUCCCUACGUUGCAGUGGAUUGCAGUUCUGGUUGUUGAGACUUUGGUGUUCGGUCACACGGUAGAGGAGGCCAUGUAUUGCGCGGGUGCGCGAUUCUUCGCUCCAAUACCCAUCAUCGGCGAACGCAUGCGGAAGGCGUUCAGGCAGAUAGACAAGUCCGCCAACUUAAUGUUCGUGUUGGGACCGGUCCUCUUUGUCAUCCCCCCGCUUGCGGUGUUUGCUGAUCUCGGAGAAACUAGAAAGUAUAUUGAGCCGAUGGAGCUGCUGCCACUUCUUCUGAUGGUCUUGGUGCAGUGCGGCGUUAUCUCUUGCAAGUACGGCAUCCUGCCCGCGUCGUACACGUCCGACGCCUUUGGCAAGAUCUACCAACCGAUGACACCCGAAGAUCUGAACAGAACACUCAUUCUGGGAGCUUGGAAUGACCCCAAAAACGAGAAACAUUUCGAUCUGCUGAAGAUGGAGAUGGAGAACGCUUGUCUGGAGGCUGAUGUCGACUUGAAUCAUACUGAGAUCAACGUGGGGAGCGCACAUGCGGCGCGCGCGAUAAGGAUGCGGUCCCGGGGUAUCGGCGAGCGGUCAGAGAAAAGGAUGAAUGAGACCCCGGAGACUGUGUCUGGGAAGGAGCUCAUGGCGGCUCUUGUUGAUGUCCAUAUAGGCAGGCAGUUACCCUCCGAGCUGAUGCCCUUUAUCAUGCUCAUCAGCAUACUAUAUGGGCUCACCGGUCCGGUAAUGCGCGCGUGGUGUGGGGUGCCUAUGUUCGGCGGGACGCACAUGAGCAAGUUUGCGGCCGCCGGCCUCUUUAUAGCCAGCGUCAUGAUGUUCAUGGCCAACUUCAGUUUUGCUGCGACGUGCGCUUGGCACUACAGGAGGCAGUAUGACGUCAUGGAAGCGCUCAGCCAGAUGGUGAGGUUCCCGGGCGAACCGCUCAUAAAUUUCUUGCCACCCAAACCCAAGCCUAACUCCAAGAAAGGGAAAAUAGCUCCGGUGAAGGCCAUCAGCGGCGCUAUUAUUGCCCUAAACUCCCCGGUGCCCCAGCAAGGAGGACAGCCGGCCACGAAGGCAAAAGAGGAUGACGACGAAGAAAAAGAGAGCGAGGAGCUUCGCGAGCUUCGGCGCGCGGCGAAGACGGAUGAGUUCGACGUGGUGAUCGACCUCAAGGACCCCGCGAGCUGCCUGUGCUGGUCGCUGGUCAGGCGCUCCAUGAGACACAUGGGCUCCAGCUGGGCUCGAAGGAUGAACCUCUACUCCGUCAUUUUCCUCCUCGCGGCGUUCUUCUCAGCCGGUAUGAUCCUCGGACUAUACUUCGGCGCGAACCGCAUAAACCACCGCUUGGCCACCGCCGCAUCCUGCUACUUCCUCGCGAUCAUGGUCUCCUUCCUGGUGUCCCUUACCGUCUACGAAGCAGCGGCGAUAAACGAGAUGGUGCCCAGGGUUCGGUCGUGGCUCAAGCGGGAGAGCGUCGCCAUCGUUGCUCAGAUGGCGUACCUGGGCAACGGUUGGGGGCGGUCGGGCACUGACGACAGGGAUAAACAGGAGGCCGAGGAGCUCCGGGGGGCGUACAGGCUCAUAGAGACCGUCGAGCAGUACAUCCGUCUGGAGGAGGAGGAGAGUCAACCGGUCGAAGUGUUUAGCAAGAUCAAGGCCACUCCCGCGGCGGUGACGUUCGUGGUGUCUUCGCUGCUGUCCAUGCUGCUGAUCGCCAUGCAGCGGGGAUUUACGAUGAUGGAGAGCGAGGGAUGGUCGUACGACGGGAAGAACGGGGAGUUCGCGAUGGAUCCGAGCAGACAGGAGUAG
Molecule: messenger RNA, 2322 nt
Organism: Micromonas commoda
Lineage: Eukaryota; Viridiplantae; Chlorophyta; Mamiellophyceae; Mamiellales; Mamiellaceae
Exons: 1
Coding region: 1-2322 (773 amino acids)
Source: RefSeq, a predicted model, not a curated record